Messenger RNA from Coffea arabica (coffee), 1755 nucleotides. NCBI's taxonomy places the organism in Eukaryota, Viridiplantae, Streptophyta, Magnoliopsida, Gentianales, Rubiaceae. The record is from RefSeq and is a predicted model, not a curated record.
GGAUGAAAUGUUUAAGAAGUUCAACUUUGACACAGAAUGGGCAGUGAGACUUAUCUCUAGGAUUACAAAUGAUGAGGAUAUCCCUAUUGAAGGUGACACAAUUGUUAAGCAGCUUUUGGCACUACAAAUUAAUGCUGAGAAGUUUUUCUUUGGCAUAAGAAAGAGCCUUGUCGAGUUUGAUGAAGUUUUAGAGGUGCAAAGGAAGCACGUCUAUGAUCUUCGGCAAUCAAUCUUGACAGGCAAUUCAGAAAGUACCUCACAGCACAUUUUCCAAUACAUGCAAGCAGUGGUGGAUGAAAUUGUCUUUAAAAAUGUUAAUCCUCUUAAGCACCCAAGCUGCUGGUCUUUGGGUAAGCUUUUAAAGGAGUAUAAUGACAUAGCAGAGGAGUUAUUGAAUGACUGUUUUGCAGGGAUUACGGAAGAAAGUUUUGGGAAAUCACUCUCUCAACUUCAUGAAUUGAAUUCUGUGAAUAUCAAUGACUUUCACCUUCCAAAUCUGCCCAAACCUCCUAAUUCUUUUAGGGGAAUCCGUGCAAAGAGCUCUUCAUUGAGACGUUGGCUUGCUAUAUGCACUGAUGAUUCAACACCAGAUGGGAAGUAUCGGGCGACUGCAAAUCUUCUUCGCAAGUACCUUGGAGAUUUCAUGAUUGCUUCAUACUUGAAAGUCAUUCAAGCAUCUGGUUAUGAUGCUAUGUACAUUAAGGAAAUAGAGAGGGCAGUUCUUGUUAAAACUUUAGAUUGUUUCUGGAGGGAUCAUCUUGUAAACAUGAAUAGGCUCAGUUCAGCGGUGAAUGUCCGGAGUUUUGGGCACAGAAAUCCACUUGAAGAGUACAAAAUUGAUGGUUGUCGAUUCUUCAUUUCGAUGCUCAGUGCUACAAGAAGGUUAACUGUAGAGUCACUCAUACAUUACUGGUCAUCUCCAAUGGAGUCCGAAGAAUUAUAUGUAUAAAUUAAAAGAUGUCAAUCUUACUGAUUUGACAGGUCCCUUGAACCAUUUCCUGGCGUCCAAAGCCCACCACAGCAUUAUCAAUGUCAAGGCUACAAAGAGAGCAGCGGGAGCAUAGUUGAAAGUACUCCAUGUAAUGGGAUAGAGAGUUGGCAAUAGGAAGACUGAGCAGGUGUAGCAUAUCCACAAGAAGGCUACCAAGUACACCACCUUUCCUGCUCUGCCCAUAUAGAAGGGUCCUGGUUUGAAUUUCUCCUCAGCCAUUACCAAUCUUGCGAAGAUGGGGACAGCAUAACUACCCACCCAGCCAACCGUGCUAAUGGAAAUUAUAGCGCUGAAGAUGACGUUAAGCUUGAGGAUGGGGAGUCCAAGAAGGAUAGCUAUGGCUGCAGAAAGCCACACCGCAUUUACUGGAACCUUAUGCUGCGGGUGGAGUUUUACCCAAACUCGUGAAAAUGGAAUUCCUUCAUCCCUUGAAAGCGCAUAUAUCUAGGGCCAAAGAAGCAACUGUACAUCAAGAUAUUGGAAAUGACGUGCAAAUGUAUGUCAAACUGGUAUAAAAAAGAGCCUCUGGUGUUAGGGAAACAUCUGCAUCCUUAUUACGAGGAUUGAUGACAGUUUUCAUUUACACCAUCGGUUUUAGAUGUUUGCCUGUAUGUGCAGUUUUUGCCAUAUCUUUGGAUUCUUUGCUAUGGUUUAUGUCUUUUACUACAACCUAGACGUAGACUCGAGGAUUGAAAAUGGUUCUGACUUGUACUAAGAAAAUCAGGUGCAUGAGCUUAGCCUAAACACUAUUGAGUAGAUUGUUU